CUCAGGGACACGGGGUGGACACAGCCCCUCCUGGGCCAGGCACUUAUUAGGCAUCAGUAGGUGCCAGUUCACUUUCUGUGAGGCCCAUCUUGGUGAUUGUCUAUUUAGUACUUGUGGACCUAAGUUGGGCUUAGGAUUUUUGUCACCUGCCUUCCCUCCGCAGGGCCACAGACAAGGCCCCAUAGGUUCAGUCUGGCAGAAUUUUUAUCCUCCUAAAAGUAUCCUCAGGCUUCACCCCCUGUCCAUUCCCGCCUGCCUCCAACUCCCCUGCCUCCUCCACUCAGCAAGUUGGUGCACUGUCGGCGAGCAUCUGGAAGGUGUUCUCCUGUUGGGCCAAACAGGAAAGCCUGUGUCUAAAAAUUAACAGUGUGGUUUGGGUUCCUCACAUCUCCAACCCCUACAAAAUAUAGCCAUUGGUGGGAUAUGAGAUUCCAAAAGUCUAAUGGAGAGAAGCAUCGUCUGGUCCCUCUUGGGAUGCGGCGUUGGAAGGCAGCCUCCGGGAAGUAGGGCCCGGAUCGUGCGGGCACAGUAGGGGCACAGCAGGUGGCUGAUAAAUCUCUGAUAAACAAUCUCUCCACGGCAUCCGCUCAGGUAGCGGGCGGCCGCGCGCGGCCUCCCCGAGGGGUGCGGAUCCCCUGGACUUGCAGGGCCAGCCCACAGUAGGGCCGCAGGCUAGGCACUCGACGAGGUGCAGCUGCCGUCAGUCUCGGGCGGCUGGGAGCGCGGCGGGGGUGGGGCUCCCUGGUGCCCGCGGACUCCAUUUCCCACAGGCCCCCGCUCGCGCCUCAGUUCCCACAAUCCCCGCUCCGCUUCCGGCGCGGCCGGGACGCAGCCGACGGCUUCCGGGUUUGGGCCUGGCGCUGCGGUUGAGGCGGCGGCUUCCGAGCGGGCCGCGGGCGGUAGGAGCGGGGCACCGGCAUGGACGUUUCGGGGCAGGAGACUGACUGGCGGAGCGCCGCCUUCCGGCAGAAGCUGGUCAGCCAAAUAGAGGAUGCCAUGAGGAAGGCUGGCGUGGCCCACAGUAAAUCCAGCAAGGACAUGGAGAGCCACGUGUUUCUGAAGGCCAAGACCCGGGAUGAAUACCUUUCUCUCGUGGCCAGGCUCAUUAUCCAUUUUCGAGACAUCCAUAACAAGAAAUCACAAGCUUCUGUCAGUGACCCUAUGAACGCGCUGCAGAGCCUGACUGGUGGGCCCGCCGCGGGAGCAGCCGGCAUUGGCCUACCUGCUCGGGGCCCCGGCCAGCCCCUGGGCGGGAUGGGCGGCCUGGGGGCCAUGGGGCAGCCGAUGCCACUCUCGGGGCAGCCACCUCCCGGCACCUCGGGGAUGGCCCCCCAUGGCAUGGCCGUCGUGUCCACGGCCGCUCCGCAGACCCAGCUGCAGCUCCAGCAGGUGGCGCUGCAGCAGCAGCAGCAGCAGUUCCAGGCACAGCAGCAGGCGGCGCUGCAGCAGCAGCAGCAGCAGCAGUUCCAGGUGCAGCAGAGCGCCAUGCAGCAGCAGUUUCAGGCCGUGGUGCAGCAGCAGCAGCUCCAGCAGCAGCAGCAGCAGCAGCAGCAGCAUCUGAUCAAGUUGCAUCAUCAGAACCAGCAGCAGAUGCAGCAGCAGCAGCAGCAGCAACUCCAACGGAUGGCACAGCUGCAGCUGCAGCAACAGCAACAGCAACAGCAGCAGCAGCAGCAGGCUUUGCAGGCCCAGCCGCCAAUACAGCAGCCCCCAAUGCAGCAGCCACAGCCUCCCCCCUCACAGGCCCUGCCCCAGCAGCUGCAGCAGCUGCACCACCCACAGCACCACCAGCCACCACCGCAGCCCCAGCCGCCGGUGGCCCAGAACCAGCCAUCGCAGCUCCCACCUCAGUCACAGACGCAGCCUUUGGUGUCGCAGGCUCCGGCCCUCCCUGGACAGAUGCUGUACGCCCAGCCACAGCUGAAACUCGUCCGGGCUCCGAUGGUGGUGCAGCAGCCGCAGGUGCAGCCCCAGGUGCCGCAGGUGCAGCCCCAGGUGCCACCGCAGACAGCAGUGCCGACGGCUCAGGCCUCCCAGAUAGUGGGUCCCGGAGUCCAGGUCAGCCAGAGCGGCCUCACCAUGCUGUCGUCACCGUCGCCGGGCCAGCAGGUGCAGACCCCGCAGUCGAUGCCCCCUCCCCCCCAGCCGUCCCCGCAGCCUGGCCCGCCCAGCUCACAGCCCAACUCCAACGUCAGCUCCGGCCCUGCCCCGUCCCCCAGCAGCUUCCUGCCCAGCCCUUCGCCACAGCCCUCCCAGAGUCCGGUGACGGCGCGCACCCCGCAGAACUUCAGCGUCCCCUCCCCAGGACCUUUGAACACGCCUGUGAACCCCAGCUCCGUCAUGAGCCCCGCGGGCUCAAGCCAGGCCGAGGAGCAGCAGUACCUGGACAAGCUGAAGCAGCUGUCCAAGUACAUCGAGCCCCUGCGCCGUAUGAUCAACAAGAUCGACAAGAACGAAGACAGAAAAAAGGACCUGAGUAAGAUGAAGAGCCUUCUGGACAUCCUGACAGACCCCUCCAAGCGGUGCCCUCUGAAAACGCUGCAGAAGUGUGAGAUCGCCCUGGAGAAACUCAAGAACGACAUGGCAGUGCCCACGCCCCCACCGCCCCCGGUGCCGCCAACCAAGCAGCAGUACCUGUGCCAGCCACUCCUGGACGCCGUCCUGGCCAAUAUCCGCUCACCUGUCUUCAACCAUUCCUUGUACCGCACGUUCGUGCCUGCCAUGACGGCCAUACACGGCCCCCCCAUCACGGCCCCGGUGGUGUGCACCCGGAAGCGUAGGUUUGAAGAGGACGAACGGCAGAGCAUCCCCAAUGUGCUCCAGGGGGAGGUGGCCCGGCUAGACCCCAAGUUCCUGGUGAACUUGGACCCUUCUCACUGCAGUAACAACGGCACCGUCCACCUGAUAUGCAAGCUGGAUGACAAGGACCUCCCCAGCGUGCCACCGCUGGAGCUCAGCGUGCCUGCUGACUACCCUGCCCAGAGCCCGCUGUGGAUCGACCGGCAGUGGCAAUACGACGCCAACCCCUUCCUGCAGUCGGUGCACCGGUGCAUGACUUCACGGCUGCUGCAGCUCCCUGACAAGCACUCGGUCACGGCCCUGCUCAACACCUGGGCCCAGAGCAUCCACCAGGCCUGCCUCUCGGCCGCCUAGCCGCCACCGCCGCUGCAUCUCCGGCUGCCUGCCCUCCAGGGACCGUGGGGCAGCCGGCAGCCUCGUCAGGGCCCCAUGUUGGACAUUUCUAGAUGCUGGCUUCCUUAGAGAGCUUGGGCUUAGGUUAGCUUUCCUGCUUUUAUCUUCUGCCUUGGGGACCCGCCAAACAUUUCCCACACUUGGACAGGACUGGGACAGGUGGCUGGCUGCUUCCUCCAGGAGCCAAGCAUGCCCCCGGCCCUGUGCUCCUUGGGCUACUGUCCCCGCAGCCUCUGCAGGGCCUGUGUCCUUCCUCGGGGACUCAGGGUCCCAUGUGAGCCUCUUGCGUGUGCGCCAGAAAACCCUUCUACCGUUUCCAUAGGGGAACGUGCAGGACAUAGGAAACCCUUAAAACAUGCAGAAUUCCCUGAUCACGGUUUUGGGUUCAGAUCGUGCCACCGUUGGCAUGUGGGGCACGCCACAGGGAAGCUCCAGGAUCCAGGGGCGCUGGCUGCAGCUCGAGGGAAGGUCUGUUUGUGGCUGUGGGUCCCCGGCCACCGGCUGGGCCUCAUACCUCAUGAUCCUUCUCAUUCUAGCCCUGGGAGUCUGCUCAGCACUGUGGAGGCACCUGGGGAGCAGGGGCGUCUGGGUGGAUCUUGUUCCUGGCGCUGUGCCCACUGGUUAGGCACUUAGGCCCACUCGGGUUAGGAUGUUGUCCUCGGGACCCAGCGUCUUAAGAACGCUUCAAACAGAUGAGGGCUUCUGACGGGGCGCCAGCCGGCCCUCUGGCGAUGAGAGGUUCCCCCCUUUUGUAUGUGCAUUACCGUGUCUUCUGUGGUUCUUAUAAUAAAUUUAUUAUUCCUGUGUU
Molecule: messenger RNA, 4000 nt
Organism: Balaenoptera musculus (blue whale)
Lineage: Eukaryota; Metazoa; Chordata; Mammalia; Artiodactyla; Balaenopteridae
Gene: MED15
Product: mediator complex subunit 15
Biological process (GO): regulation of DNA-templated transcription
Molecular function (GO): transcription coregulator activity
Source: RefSeq, a predicted model, not a curated record